Molecule: messenger RNA, 2400 nt
Organism: Thamnophis sirtalis
Lineage: Eukaryota; Metazoa; Chordata; Lepidosauria; Squamata; Natricidae
Source: RefSeq, a predicted model, not a curated record
AUGGGGGACAGAGAGUCCCGGGUCACUCAGGCAAGGGCCUUUGUGUUGAAGGCAGAAGCCACAGAUGCCGACGACCCCGAGACCGACAACGCGGCCCUCCGGUACUCCCUCCUGGGCCCGGAAGGGGCGGGGAUGUUUGCCAUCGAUGAGCUCUCCGGGGAAAUCCGUGUCGCUCAAGAUGGGCUGGACCGCGAGGUGACGGGCAGUUACAACCUGACCCUCCAAGUGGCCGACAUGGCUGGAGAAGGCCUGAGCACCACAGCUGUGGCAACCAUCCACGUGGAAGACGUCAACGACAACCCUCCAGAGUUCGUGUCGGAUGAGUUCCGCCUGGAGGCCCCCGAGAACCGCCAGGGCCUGGAGGUCGGGCGGCUGACAGUGCAGGACAGGGACCAGCCGGGCUCCCCCAACUGGCUGUCCAAGUUCACCAUCCUGGAGGGGGACCCCGGGGCAGCUUUCUCCAUCCACCCCGACCCCCUGACCAAUGAGGGGGUCAUCUCUUUGGCCAAGGCCCUGGACUACGAGGAGCAGAGCCGCUACGAGCUGCUGGUCUCUGUGCAGAACCAGAGCCCCCUGCACCCCUCCGCCCCCAAGGCCACCCACGCCUUGGCCAGGGUGCAGCUGCAGGUGACGGACGCCAACGAGGCCCCCUUCUUCCUGGACAGCCCCUGCAGGGGGAGGGCGAACGAAGGGGCAGCGGCUGGAACCGAGAUCGCCCUCCUGCGCGCCAGGGACCCAGACACCCAGCAAGCCCAGCGGCUCAGCCGUCCAGCCACCAGGAGGGUCAAGCGGGCCUGGGUCAUCCCCCCCAUCAGCCUCCCUGAGAACCACCGGCGGCUGCCAUAUCUCCUUGUCCAGAUUAAGUCAGACAAGCAGCAGCCGGGGGUCGUGGUCUACAGCAUUAAGGGUCCCGGGGUUGAUGAAGAUCCCAAGGACAUCUUCUCCAUCGAUAAUCGGAGCGGCAAAGUCUACCUCAACACGGUGCUGGAUCGGGAAAAACACGAUCGCUUCCGGCUGAAGGCUUUUGCCCUCGAUUUGGGCGGGGUCCCUCUGGAAGACCCCACUGACCUGGAGAUCCUCGUCCUGGACCAGAAUGACAACCGGCCUCUGUUCCAGCGGGACGUCUUCACAGGGCAGGUGGUGGAAGGGGCCGAGCCAGGGGCCUUUGUGUUGAAGGCAGAAGCCACAGAUGCCGACGACCCCGAGACCGACAACGCGGCCCUCCGGUACUCCCUCCUGGGCCCGGAAGGGGCGGGGAUGUUUGCCAUCGAUGAGCUCUCCGGGGAAAUCCGUGUCGCUCAAGAUGGGCUGGACCGCGAGGCCUCUGAGGCAGCCAGUUGGCUGCAGGUGGACCCCGAAUCUGGCCGGGUGGAAGCCCACCAGAAAGUGCCCCCGCGGUCCACCUUCCUGGGCGGCUGGUACGUCACGCAGGUCCUGGCUGUUGAUAACGGGAGCCCUCCCCUCACAGCCACGGGGACCCUCUCGGUCGAGGUGCUGGAGGUCAACGACCACGCGCCCUCCCUCUUCCCCACCACGGGGUCGCUGUGCAGAGAAGGGGGAGGCCUGGUGCUGAGCGCCACUGACCAGGACUUGGCGCCCCACGCGGGGCCCUUCCACUUCGACCUCGGCCUCAGCAGCGCCCACAAUUGGACUCUCAGCCACCCCAACGACACCCAUGUGCUGCUGAGGCCUCCCCCGGGUGUGGCCGAGGGCCUCCACGUCCUGCCACUGCUGGUCAGGGACUCCGGCGUCCCCCCACGGGCACGAGAGCAGCUGCUGAACGUCUCCGUCUGUGCCUGCAGCCAGUGGGGCACCUGUGGGGCUGAGGCGGCUGCCACGCUGGGGGCCAGGGCAGGCCUCAGUUGGGGCGCCUUGCUGGCCAUCCUCUGCAGCGCCCUCCUGCUCCUGCUGCUGGUGCUGCUGGUGGCCGGACUGGGGCACUCCCACCGGCAGGCUCUGCAGAAGGGGCUGCUGGGCUCCUGGCAGGACGAUCUUCGCGACAACAUAGUCAACUAUGACGAGCAGGGGGGUGGCGAAGAGGACCAGGACGCCUACGAUCUCUCCCAGCUGCGUGACCCUGACCUCUUUGGGCCCCCGGCCCCCCGGGGGAAGCCCCUUCGGAGGAGGGACGCCCCCCACGGCUACGCCUUGCCCCUGCCCCUGCCGCGCUGCCCUUCCGACAUUGAGGACUUCAUCAAUGAGGGCCUGGAGGCAGCCGACAGCGACCCCAGCGUCCCCCCCUACGACACGGCCCUCAUCUACGACUACGAGGGGGCCUGUUCAGCCAGCGGCUCCCUCAGCUCCCUCCAGUCCAGCCUGGGAGACGAAGACCAGGACUACGACUACCUCCAGGAAUGGGGGCCGCGGUUCCAGCGCCUGGCUGAGCUCUACGGCCAGUAG